CUGCAAUCAGUGUAUUUUUGUUGUAAGACAUUAAUUUCUCCAAGCUUCUACCACACUUCUCGACAACUGCAUGCAAUAAAAAAAAAAAUAAACAAAUCGAAGAAAGUAUCAGGGGUUGUGCUUUCGAGACUUGCACGUGUAAGGGACGAAAUAUCCAAAUAACAUUGGCAGCGAGUACAUUUUUAAGUUCAGCAAAAUGAAGAACAAUAUUGUGGACGUGUUGUCCCUUCAAAACAAAGCCCAGGAAAAUAAAUUGCAGAAGAUCACACCCACAGAUUACAGGAAAAUUGACAAGGAAGGCGUUGUUCCCAGAUUUCUGUUCGAAUGUGCCAUUAAGCUACAGAUUAAACCAUUGACAUCAGCCACUGCAGCCAUCAUAUAUCAUCGCUUUUACAGAGAAAUGGAAUCGACAGACUACGAUGAAUAUUUGAUAGCUGCAUCAUCUUUGUACUUGGCUGGAAAAAUUAAAGACGACCCCGUUAAAAUCCGUGAUGUUAUUAACGUUGCUCACAUCACUCUGAAUAGGGGUGCUUCACCACUUGAAUUGGGCGAUGAAUAUUGGUCGAUGCGGGAUGCCAUUGUACAAGCAGAGCUUUUAAUAGCACGCACACUAAAAUUUGAUUUGAAUAUAGAACAUCCGCACAAGUACUUACUCUACUAUAUGAAAACCCUUCAGGAUUGGCUGGGCUCAAAUGUUUGGGGUUCGGUGCCAAUUGCCAAAACAGCAGCAUCCUUUCUACAGGAUUUCCACCAUAGUCCGAAAAUUUUAUUACAUAAACCAACACAUAUUGCCAUUUGUUGUCUUUCAUUGGCAUUACAAACGUAUGGAGUGCAAGUUCCACUAACAGAUGAAUCUGAUGAUCAAUCCCAGUGGUAUACACCUUUUGUCUCCGACAUUACUAAAGAAAAACAUUGGGAGAUUAUCGAAGAUAUCAUUGAAGUAUACAAACACGAAUCGGAUAUCAAUAAUAUGUAAAGAUUGACAAAAAAAAGGAUAUUUUUACCAAUAUCAAGAUAGGAAGUUACAAGUACGAAUCAUACCAUAGACAAAGGAAAGGAUAGACUUUGAAAUUCAACAUUUUAAUAAAUUAACUCAAAAGUUUUCCGUUCCAUGUUGCACGGGUUCCUUGCGCACUGACAUAUUACCGACUGAGAAUUUGAAAUUUCUUUCAUUUGUUAGAGCUUUUUUCAACAUAUUGCUAUGAGUCUAUGGAUUUCCUUUGUCUAUGAUCAUACAAAGCAGGUGUACAAUUUUUUGUACAUAUCGCUUCUUAAACAUUAUCAAGAUUGUUUUUUAUUGGCGUUCAUCGAAAUAUUACAUUAUUCAUUAAUUUUUAAGAUCAAUCACUUCUUACCAACCUAUCCAUUUUCCAUUUUAUGAAUAUGUAUUUUUGUAUAAAUUUUAAAUAUAUUUCAUUGCGAAAAUUUUCA
Molecule: messenger RNA, 1431 nt
Organism: Stomoxys calcitrans (stable fly)
Lineage: Eukaryota; Metazoa; Arthropoda; Insecta; Diptera; Muscidae
Gene: koko
Product: cyclin-Q
Exons: 6
Coding region: 197-976 (259 amino acids)
Biological process (GO): regulation of transcription by RNA polymerase II
Cellular component (GO): nucleus
Molecular function (GO): cyclin-dependent protein serine/threonine kinase regulator activity
Source: RefSeq, a predicted model, not a curated record